Messenger RNA from Fomitiporia mediterranea MF3/22, 1134 nucleotides. RefSeq names its product SAICAR synthase-like protein. Gene Ontology annotation, cellular component: nucleus; cytoplasm. The transcript has 3 exons. Lineage: Eukaryota; Fungi; Basidiomycota; Agaricomycetes; Hymenochaetales; Hymenochaetaceae. Gene Ontology annotation, molecular function: inositol-1,4,5,6-tetrakisphosphate 3-kinase activity; inositol hexakisphosphate kinase activity. Gene Ontology annotation, biological process: inositol phosphate biosynthetic process; phosphatidylinositol phosphate biosynthetic process. The record is from RefSeq and is a predicted model, not a curated record. Bases 1 to 1134 code for a protein of 377 amino acids.
AUGUCAACAACCUCCUCCCCCGCUCCCUCUGCCCUCCCCAAACCAACAGUCCGCAAACUCUCCAACGCAACAGCCUCAGCAAUCUCAGCAGGUGAAUCCGCCUUCCACGCCCUCGCCUCACAAGUCGGCGGACACCCAGGCGUACUAGCUUCAGAAGAUAACGCGUUGAUCGUUAAACAGUCGUUGCAUAAGGAAAGGACUUUCUAUGAGUUGUUGGCGCAGGAGAGUAUGGAGUUGGUGUAUUUGCAGAAGUUUGUGCCGAAGUUUUAUGGGACUUUGAGGUUGGAAGGGCAGGUUGCGAGUGUUCCUGCUGCGGCACAGCAGAGUGCUGGAGGAGUAGCGGUGGACGAUGGUACUGGGAUCGUGCCCGUACCUGAAUCCAUAGUGUUACAAAACGUCGCAUCUGAAUUCACAAAACCAAACAUCAUGGACAUCAAAUUAGGGACAGUCUUAUACGAGGAAGGCGCAACGGAAGAGAAGAAACAACGUAUGCUCGAGACAGCACGGAAUACGACGUCUUUUGAGACUGGUAUCCGGCUUACUGGAUUUCAGGUCUUCGAUUAUACGAAGAACGAGUCUAUCAUAACACCAAAAUCGUACGGCAAGUCGAUCAAGACAUCCGACUUACCAGAGGGUGUCCGACGAUUCUUCCCCGUCUCGUCUUUACCAGCGGACAGCAACAAACCCGAAGGCCUGGGUCUCCCACUAAACUUACUCCUACCCAUUUUACGAGGCAUUUUAUAUGAUAUACGGGAGUUGCGAGAUGGCUUGGCGAAGACAGAAUUGCGCAUGGUCGGAGGGAGCUUGUUGAUCGUGUACGAAGCAGAUUGGGAGGUUGAUCGGUCAUUGCUGGAUGUUCAGGCGCAGGAAAGACAGGGUAUGAGCGAGGCAGAACUGGCGAAUUCUGCGGGAUUUGGCGCGGAGGGGAAGAAAGAUGAGGAAGAUGACGGAUACGACAGUGAUAGUGACGAUUCGGAGGAGGAAGAGAGGUCGCCCUAUGUGGUGAAGCUAAUCGAUUUCGCGCAUACACAUCUAACUCCGGGAGAGGGACCAGACGAAGGAGUGCUGAAGGGGAUGGACACGACGAUUAGUCUAUUUGAAGGGCGAAUCAAGGAACUGGAAACUGGAGCGUAA